CAUAUAUCUAUUUGCAGUGUAGCGCGCGAUAGAUAAAAUCACGCCCCGAGGGGCGCAAAUGUACGUGACUGAUCAAUCGCAAACACACCACCAAACCGAGCGGGGGUGGUUUCUCCUUUUUUCGCCUUUGCAAAGCUCGCUGGCAAAACAAACGAAAAUAAAAAAACACACGCACACAUACACCACAUUUGGCGUCGCGAGGGAUGGUGGAGAAGGACGACGAAUUCUCGGCCCGCAUCCGAUGGCCCGACCUCUGCGUCCAGGUGGGCCUUCACCUGGGGGCCUUCGCCGGACUGCUGCUCGUGCUCGCAGGAUGGGUCGACCACCGAACGCUACUCGCAGCGUUCCUCUUUGUGAUUGGGUCUGGAUUCGGAAUCACGGCCGGCGCCCACCGACUUUGGUCACACAAGGCCUACAAGGCCAAGUGGCAAUUGUCCCUGAUACUCAUGUUCCUCUUCACCAUCACCGGCCAAAGAGACGCGUUCACGUGGGCCAAGGACCACCGCGUGCACCACAAGUACUCGGAGACGAACGCAGACCCGCACGACGCGCGUCGCGGCUUCUGGUUCGCGCACGUCGGCUGGCUGGUGCUGACGCCGCGACCUGAGGUCGAGCAGCGCCGAAGGGAGGUGGACGUGAGUGACCUCGAGGCUGACCCCAUCGUUGUGUGGCAGCGCCGCCUCUACGUGCCCUUAUUUGCCCUGCUGGCCAUCGGCCUGCCCGUCGCCAUCCCCUACUACGGCUGGGGCGAACGUCUCUGGGUCUCCUUCCUCGUCAUGUUCAACCUGCGCUUCUGCACCACCCUCAACAUCGCCUUCUUUGUCAACAGCGCCGCCCACAUGUGGGGAAACAAACCCUAUGACACGAAUAUAAGCCCUACUGAGAACAUGGCUGUGUCUUUGGCUGCCCUGGGCGAAGGGUGGCACAACUACCACCAUGUCUUCCCUUACGACUACAGGACCGGCGAGUUGGGCCGUCCUUUGAACCCUUCGACGUCGCUGAUCGACUACUUUGCCAAAAUCGGUUGGGCGUAUGACCUGAAGGCGGUUCCAGCCUCUCUGGUGCAGCGGCGUGCGGACCGGACGGGGGACGGCAGCGAACGUCCGGGCAUCUGGGGCUGGGGUGACAAAGACAUGCCUAAAGAGGAGUUGAUCAUGUGUGCCUUGACGCGUGCCAGAAUUGAUUAGACCUUUUGUUUGAGUGCGGAAGGUUUUUGCAUUUUGACGAAUUGCAUUCGACUGCGUGUAAGUAGGAUUAACAACUCUCAGAUUUUUAUGUUGACAGUAUUUUGAAUUUAAAAGUUAAGUUUAUUCUUGUUGGAGAGCAUUUGAAUAUUCUGAGUGCUUAUAUUUUCAAAGACUUGAAACGCGUUUAAAGUAUUAUAAUUUAUCUGGAUAUUUUUCUGAUGUAUUCUAAAGUGCCCAACAGUCUCUAUUGAUUGUUGUAAAAAAACAUGAAAUAAAAACUGAAUGUGACUAUACAAGCAUUUGCCUUGAUAAUAGAGAGUAUUGAUGUAUUCUAGGGAAAGUGUUUACAGAGGGUUUACUUAAAAAGUUAACCUUUGGACUAAAUCUGAAAAAUUUGAGGUCAAUAAAGUGUGUUAUAUUUAAAUUAGGA
Molecule: messenger RNA, 1617 nt
Organism: Neocloeon triangulifer
Lineage: Eukaryota; Metazoa; Arthropoda; Insecta; Ephemeroptera; Baetidae
Product: acyl-CoA Delta-9 desaturase
Exons: 5
Coding region: 204-1187 (327 amino acids)
Biological process (GO): unsaturated fatty acid biosynthetic process
Cellular component (GO): endoplasmic reticulum membrane
Molecular function (GO): stearoyl-CoA 9-desaturase activity; iron ion binding
Source: RefSeq, a predicted model, not a curated record